AGGCGGGAGGCGACGCCUGCGCAGUGCGGUCGCGGGGCUGUCGUUGUCCCGCGAGCCGCCGACCAGGCCUCGAACGGGAUGGCAGAGGAGGUGAGCACCCUGAUGAAGGCCACGGUCCUGAUGCGGCAGCCUGGGCGGGUGCAGGAGAUCGUGGGCGCCCUCCGCAAGGGCGGCGGAGACCGGUUACAGAUUUCUCAAUAUGGUCAUGCUGCUUCCUCUAAUUGGACAGAAGGCGCCCACACCAGUACCUAGGGCCUUAUCCUCCCCAAGCCAGCGGCUCCCCAGUGAUUUCUGAUUUUGACAUGACCUUGAGCAGGUUUGCAUAUAAUGGAAAGCGAUGCCCUUCUUCUUACAAUAUUCUGGAUAAUAGCAAGAUCAUCAGUGAGGAGUGUCGGAAAGAGCUCACAGCGCUCCUUCACCGCUAUUACCCAAUUGAGAUCGACCCACACCGGACCGUCAAGGAGAAGCUACCUCAUAUGGUGGAAUGGUGGACCAAAGCGCACAAUCUCCUAUGUCAGCAGAAGAUUCAGAAGUUUCAGAUAGCCCAGGUGGUUAGAGAGUCCAAUGCAAUGCUCAGGGAGGGAUAUAAGACCUUCUUCAACACACUCUACCAUAACAACAUUCCCCUUUUCAUCUUUUCUGCGGGCAUUGGUGAUAUCCUGGAAGAAAUUAUCCGACAGAUGAAAGUGUUCCACCCCAACAUCCACAUCGUGUCUAACUACAUGGAUUUUAAUGAAGAUGGUUUUCUCCAGGGAUUUAAGGGCCAGCUCAUACACACAUACAACAAGAACAGCUCUGCGUGUGAGAAUUCUGGUUACUUCCAGCAACUUGAGGGCAAAACCAAUGUCAUCCUGCUGGGAGACUCUAUCGGGGACCUCACCAUGGCCGAUGGGGUUCCUGGUGUGCAGAACAUUCUCAAAAUUGGCUUCCUGAAUGACAAGGUGGAGGAGCGGCGGGAGCGCUACAUGGACUCCUAUGACAUCGUGCUGGAGAAGGACGAGACUCUGGAUGUGGUCAACGGGCUACUGCAGCACAUCCUGUGCCAGGGGGUCCAGCUGGAGAUGCAAGGUCCCUGAAGGCGCAGGCUCCAGCCCGGCCUGCAGGCCGUGGUGAGGAGGGGCGCCUCCCCAGAGUCCGCUCCCCCGUGAACACAGAGCAGAGGCCAGGGUGGCCAGCAGUGGCUGGGUCCUUCCGCGCCCCUCCGUCCUCCUUUCCCUGAGCACCUUCAUCACCAGAGGCUUGAAGGAACCCCGCCAUGUGGCAGGGCACAGGCACUGUUCCUGGUGAACCUUGGACCACAGCAUGUCAGUGCUCUAGGGAUUGUCUACUCCAGGGAUUUUCUUCAAAAUUUUUAAACAUGGGAAGUUCAAACAAA
Messenger RNA from Pan troglodytes (chimpanzee), 1375 nucleotides. RefSeq names its product 5'-nucleotidase, cytosolic IIIB (gene NT5C3B). Gene Ontology annotation, molecular function: 5'-nucleotidase activity; magnesium ion binding. Lineage: Eukaryota; Metazoa; Chordata; Mammalia; Primates; Hominidae. Gene Ontology annotation, cellular component: cytoplasm. The transcript has 10 exons. The record is from RefSeq and is a predicted model, not a curated record. Bases 303 to 1076 code for a protein of 257 amino acids.